Molecule: messenger RNA, 744 nt
Organism: Alternaria atra
Lineage: Eukaryota; Fungi; Ascomycota; Dothideomycetes; Pleosporales; Pleosporaceae
Exons: 1
Coding region: 1-744 (247 amino acids)
Biological process (GO): protein lipoylation
Cellular component (GO): mitochondrion
Molecular function (GO): lipoyl(octanoyl) transferase activity
Source: RefSeq, a predicted model, not a curated record
AUGGCUAGCUCUAUCCGGCAAAAGCUCCAUCACAUCCACCUCCCAGGCCCCAUCCCCUACGCAACGGCUGCCCGCCUCCAAGAAACCCUCGUAUCCCGCUUCCUCGCCUCAAAACCGCCAUCCAAUGCUUCCCCACCACCACCACACAUCAUAACCACCGAGUUCACCCCCGUCUACACAUGCGGACGACGAGAAAUCGGCACCGUCUCACAAGAACAACAAACCUACCUCCGCGCCAAUGACCGUGCAGACUUCAUCGAAGCCCUACGUGGCGGACAAACCACAUUCCAUGGCCCAGGCCAACUAGUCGCCUACCCCAUCAUCGACCUUCGCGCACACAAACUCACGCCUAGAAACUACGUUUGCCUGUUGGAGAAAAGCCUAAUAGCUACUUGUGCGAAAUACGGAAUCAAGGCUAUGACUACAGAGCAUACUGGUGUCUGGACGAGCCCCGAUGAUAAGAUUGCGGCCAUUGGGGUGCAUAUGCGACGCAACAUCACGAGUCAUGGUGUUGGGUUGAACGUCAAUACGGAUCUGUGGUGGUUUGAUAGGAUCGUUGCGUGUGGGUUGGAGGGGAAGAGGACGACUAGUUUUGCAAAGGAGGGGGUGAUGGGGAAGAGUGUUGAGGAAGUUGGGAGAAGCUAUGUGGAUGAGAUAGGGGAGAGGUUGAUGGGCGUGGAGGGUGUGGAGAGGCUUGGGGGAGAUGAGAUUGCUGAGUUGUUGGAGAGUUCAAGACGAGGGUGA